Molecule: messenger RNA, 585 nt
Organism: Adineta ricciae
Lineage: Eukaryota; Metazoa; Rotifera; Eurotatoria; Adinetida; Adinetidae
Source: the annotation of a GenBank genome assembly
AUGAAUUCCUAUUGGAUGAUGUUAUUAUUCAUUAUUAUCUGUGUCGAAAAUGUUCAAGCAAAGAAACCGAUUCGAACGUAUUUAUUAAUGCGAGACGAUCGAAUGGAUAAAAACGGUUUUAGUCGCUUUUCUGUACUAGAUUCGAGCGGAAAAGAGCAUUUGUAUCGACUGAAAAGUUCGUACACGCACGAUCGUCUCGAACUGAUCAGUUAUCCAUCGAAAGAAGUUACGGCUUGUGUGGAAGGACAAUGGAAAGCGGAAAUAUUAAAUGUUAGUUUUCAAAUAUUUGAUUCGAUUCGAAACGAAACGACAAAUGGCACAAUUCAGAAAGUUUUUAACCUAUUUGUCGAAACAUAUACCAUCGAAUGGAAUUACGAAAGUUUUCUUUUGAAAAAGAAACUCUUUACAUCAUAUCAUAAGUUCUACGACUGGAAUGGAAAUCUUUUGGGACAAUUUCGGAAGAGAUUUCGUUGGUUCAGUUGGUCGUCAUUCGUAUACGACUUGAAAAUAUUCAUUGAUAAACUCGCACAUGAAGUGUACUUUUUUUCCGUAGCCAUCGCGGACCAUCGCAAUCUGAUGGCUUAA